GAUUUUUUCGUAGAAUUAAAUUUCAUCCAUUGAUUUAUGAGUCGAUUCGUCUCUUAUAAUUGGGUGCUAAUCAAUAGUCAUUCUAAUUGUAAGUUUGUAACCAAACACUUUUUUUUUUUUUUAACCUCAUAAUACUGGGUGCGAAAAUUAUAUAGGAAAUUGAUGGAGCCAUCAUCUUCAGUUGAUUGGUCAAAAUGGUAUGUGUUCUGGGUUGAUGAAAGGUUGGUUCCCAAAGACAGCCCGCAAAGUAACUACAGGCUUGAUUACGCAGACUUUCUUUCUAAGGUACCAAUCCCUAAUGAUCAUAUAAUUUCUAUCAAUGAAAAACUUUCCCCUGAAGCAGCAUCAGCUGAAUACGAAUCUCGUCUCAAACAACUAACAAAAAACAAUGUAAUUGCUACAUCAAAUGUUACAGGAUUCCCAAAAUUCGAUCUCAUUAUUUUGGGUUUAGGCUAUAAUGGACAUAUAGCUUCUUUAUUUCCAAACCAUCCUCAGUUAAAAGAGAACAAAAAAUGGGUAACUUACAUUACAGACUCACCAAAACCACCACCACGACGAAUCACCAUGACAUUUCCAGUGAUCAACUCGUCCUCGAACGUCGUUUUUAUGGUACUUGGAAAGGGAAAAGCAAGAGUGGUGAAUGAAACAUUGAAUGGACAUCAAAGUUCAACAUCAUUGCCUGCUAAAGUGGUUUCGCCUGAAGGAGAAUUGAAGUGGUUUUUAGAUAAGGAGGCUGCAUCCAUGCUGAAUAUUUAA
Molecule: messenger RNA, 756 nt
Organism: Beta vulgaris subsp. vulgaris (sugar beet)
Lineage: Eukaryota; Viridiplantae; Streptophyta; Magnoliopsida; Caryophyllales; Amaranthaceae
Product: probable 6-phosphogluconolactonase 4, chloroplastic
Exons: 2
Coding region: 163-756 (197 amino acids)
Biological process (GO): carbohydrate metabolic process; pentose-phosphate shunt
Molecular function (GO): 6-phosphogluconolactonase activity
Source: RefSeq, a predicted model, not a curated record